CCGACCUUCGGCCGGGGGUCGCGUUCCCUGCGCUUCUCCGGUGGGCGAACGGGGCCGGGCGGAGCGGGGAUGGCUUCCGAGCCCGAUGCGGAGGGGGAAGCUGUCAGCGGGGCUCAGGUCAUCGCCGAGUCCCUCAAGGCUCAAGAUAUUGAAUACAUGUUUGGCAUCGUUGGUAUUCCAAUCAUGGAAGUUGCAGUUGCAGCCCAAGCAGUUGGAAUAAAAUAUGUAGGAAUGAGAAAUGAACAAGCCGCCUGUUAUGCUGCAUCUGCUGUUGGAUAUUUGACUGGCAGACCUGGGGUAUGUCUUGUAGUGUCCGGUCCAGGAUUUUUACAUGCCCUUGGUGGGAUGGCAAAUGCAACCAUAAACUGCUGGCCCUUGAUUGUUAUUGGAGGCUCUUCUGACAGAAAUCAGGAAACCAUGGGAGCUUUCCAAGAAUUCCCACAGGUUGAAGCUGGUAGGCUGUACAACAAACUGUCUGUCCGCCCAAGCAGCCUAGAAGUUAUUCCUGCUGUUAUUGAAAAGGCUGUAAGAACCAGCAUAUAUGGUCGUCCGGGUUCCUGCUAUAUUGACAUACCUGGGGAUUUUGUGAAUCUUCAGGUGAAUAAGAGCUCUGUCAAGUACGUGGAAUGCUGCCUGCCACCUCCCAUUAGCACGGCUGAAGACUCUGCUGUAUCUGAAGCAGUGUCUGUCAUUGCUCAUUCCAAGCAGCCUCUGCUAAUCAUUGGAAAAGGUGCUGCUUAUUCACAUGCUGAAAACAACAUCAGAAAGUUGGUGGACCUUUGUGGACUGCCUUUUUUGCCUACACCAAUGGCAAAAGGAGUAGUUCCUGAUAACCAUCCAAAUUGUGUAGCUGCAGCGAGAUCAACGGCAUUACAGCAUGCUGAUGUAAUCAUCUUGCUUGGUGCAAGGUUGAAUUGGAUCCUGCAUUUUGGUCUUCCACCAAGGUUUCGACAAGAUGUAAAGGUUAUUCAGAUCGAUAUUUGUGCAGAAGAGUUGGGGAAUAAUGUGAGGCCAGCUGCAAUUUUAUCAGGUGACAUAAAUGCGGUAACUAAGCAGCUCUUAGAAGAAUUCAGAAAAAGGCCAUGGAAAUAUCCUUCUAAUUCAGAGUGGUGGAAGAGGCUAAGAGAGAAAAUAAUGAACAACGAGAAAAGAUCAAAGGAAUUAGUAUUACAGAAAUCCCUGCCUAUGAACUAUUACACGGUCUUUCAUCACAUCAGAGAACUGAUACCCAAGGACUGCAUCUUAGUAAGUGAGGGAGCAAACACCAUGGACAUUGGACGAACUAUGCUUCCAAAUUACUAUCCCCGUCAAAGGCUCGAUGCAGGUACUUUUGGAACAAUGGGAGUCGGACUGGGUUUUGCUAUAGCAGCUGCAAUGGUGGCUAAAGACCAAACACCCGAAAAGCGAGUCAUCUGCAUAGAGGGAGAUAGUGCUUUUGGAUUUUCUGGGAUGGAAGUGGAGACUAUUUGCAGGUACAACUUGCCAAUCGUGAUUAUCGUGGUAAACAACAAUGGGAUUUAUGCUGGUUUGGAUGCAGAAGCCUGGAAGGAGACAUUGAAGUUUGGAGAUCCUGCUACAUGUGUGCCUCCUGUUUCUCUCCUGCCAAAUUCACACUAUGAGGAAAUUAUGUCUGCCUUUGGAGGUAAAGGAUACUUUGUUAAGACGCCAGAAGAAUUGCAGAAUGCUCUGAAAGCAAGCAUGACUGACAAGCAAACACCUUGUCUUAUAAAUGUAAUGAUUGAUCCACAGUCUGAGAGAAAGAAACAGGAAUUUCCCUGGCUGACUCGUUCUAACCUGUAGUAGAAGAUGAAGAUAAUGGCGGUGCAUUAAGCAAAACUAAAUUGGUUUCCAGAAGUGGAACUGGUACAACUCUCUUUUACCUGAGCGUUGGAAUAAAGUGGGAUUUCAGAACUGCUAUUAGAAAAAUCUUUAAACACUGAAACUAAGUAAUUGUACAGUGAACAUGACACAUGAAUGUAUACCAGGCCUUCUAGCAAAUUGUGCAGAAGCACUGAUGAUAAAAUUACAUACUUUUUUGUUUUACUCAGAGUCAUACCCAUCAAGAUUUGUGAAUUAAAAUCUUGGAUGUUCUGGAUGAAGGGAGUAAACUUGAGGGGUUUAUACUGACAGAAACACAGAUAGAAGUCUUUGUCAGUCUGCAGUUACAGUAACGUCAUUUUUAACCAACCACCAGCAUGCUCCUUGUUAGAGACUUUGUUUUAUAAGGACAAAACUGAUUUAGAUUUUGCUUGCUUUAUUGUCUAUUAUUCCAUUGACAUUAAGUUAGUUAACUAGUGGAAGGUUCUUAAAUGACCCAAGGAAGAGGAGGAGUGGGCUGGCAGGGAAUCCUGGCCUACAGUUAGGUUAGUUGCAAACACCUUGGCUUAUUAGUUCUUUGGUCUGUGUCUGGCAGGAGGCCGUGGGUCCCCGUUAGGCAGAGGAAUCUCUCUGCACACUCGUGCAGAAAGAUGGUGUCUGACACGAGCAAGAGUAGCGCAGUCUGAGUAGAGGCACCGCUGCUUGCUGUAUGUGUGGGAGUAGCCACAUGGCACUAUGAACACUUGAGUCAAGACAUAAUAUAUCCUUAGGAGGGCUAAGAAGUGCAAAAAGAUAAAAUCCAUAGCAUGGAUACAACUCACGAAUGAGUCCAAGGCUGCUGAGAAGUUGCUAUGUUCUCUGGGGUGCUCUGCAAGGAAUGUGGGACAACAUUGGAUCUUGUAACUCGUAUUGUUUCAUUCUUCUUUUUAACUCUCAAAAAUAGAUUUUAAUAUGUUACAGUGAUUAAAUACAAUCCAUUAUGAUGAUGUAAAAUAUCUGUAAGAGUUAAUGCUGGGAUUUACCACAGGGAAGACUGUUUUCAUUGGGUAAGCAAAUGCAGAAAUUCUUGGUUUAUAUUCAUAAAGUAAUAAAAAGUGCUUUUCGUACUGUUUCUCCUUCA
Calidris pugnax (ruff) is the source of this 2938-nucleotide messenger RNA. It is a transcript of the gene HACL1, whose product is annotated as 2-hydroxyacyl-CoA lyase 1. The transcript has 17 exons. Gene Ontology annotation, biological process: fatty acid alpha-oxidation. Gene Ontology annotation, molecular function: magnesium ion binding; catalytic activity; thiamine pyrophosphate binding. Lineage: Eukaryota; Metazoa; Chordata; Aves; Charadriiformes; Scolopacidae. Gene Ontology annotation, cellular component: peroxisome. The record is from RefSeq and is a predicted model, not a curated record. Bases 70 to 1800 code for a protein of 576 amino acids.